This is a messenger RNA of Eutrema salsugineum, 1330 nucleotides long. RefSeq names its product probable glutathione peroxidase 5. The transcript has 7 exons. Bases 499 to 1026 code for a protein of 175 amino acids. Gene Ontology annotation, biological process: response to oxidative stress. NCBI's taxonomy places the organism in Eukaryota, Viridiplantae, Streptophyta, Magnoliopsida, Brassicales, Brassicaceae. Gene Ontology annotation, molecular function: glutathione peroxidase activity. The record is from RefSeq and is a predicted model, not a curated record.
ACAAGAUAGAAAGAAAGGCACUCUGUAAGUGUGUACAUAUAUGAGAUGAAUGCAUAAAAAAGAAAAAGAAAAAAAAAAAAAAAACAAUAUGUGAGAAGAAGAAGGUAAAGUCAUUUUGUAGAGAGAGAUUUGAGAAAAGGAGCUAGCUUAGCACCCUGCUCAUUUAGGCAUUUAAUUUCGUUUUACCCCCUCACAACUUGUUUUUAAUGGAAAUUGGUCACAGCAAAGUCACAAAUAAAUGUGUUGACGGAUUGGGUUUGUUACGCACGCAUUACCCAGGCUGGCCGUGUGUGAAACUGUAUCCUAAUCGAGGAUGGGACAAAAAGCUCAAAUGUUUUUUAUAUUUAUUAGUCAAAUUGGAAAAAAAAAAAAAAAAAAUUCAAUUUUUAUUUGUUUCUCCUGAAACUAAAACUCUUUACCAGAAGCUGACGGAUUGUGCGGGUGUGAAGAAAGGAUAAGACGACAGAAGAGGACAAAACUGGCGAGAGCUCCGGCCAGAUGGGUGCUUCGAUAUCCGUCUCCGAGAAAUCCAUCCACCAAUUCACCGUCAAGGAUAGCUCCGGCAAGGACGUUGACCUUAGCGUUUAUCAAGGGAAGGUUCUCCUCGUCGUCAACGUCGCUUCUAAAUGCGGUUUCACGGAAACCAAUUACACACAGCUCACAGAACUUUACCGGAAAUACAGAGAUCAAGGGUUUGUGAUCUUGGCGUUUCCUUGCAACCAGUUUAUGUACCAAGAGCCUGGAACAAGCCAAGAUGCUCAUGCUUUUGCUUGUACUAGGUUUAAGGCCGAAUACCCGGUUUUCCAAAAGGUCCGUGUAAAUGGGCAAAACGCAGCACCAGUCUACAAAUUCCUCAAGUCAAAGAAGCCCACUUUCCUGGGAACGAGGAUCAAAUGGAACUUCACUAAGUUCUUGGUCGGGAAAGAUGGUCAAGUCAUUGAUCGUUAUGGCCCAACAGUUCCACCUCUCUCCAUCGAGAAUGACAUCAAGAAAGCCCUUGGAGAGUUACCAAGUGUUAACCCUUGAAGACACUGAGACUGGCUUCUUUUUUUUUUUGUAGAGAAGAAUUCAGCUCUUCAAGGCUACGACUCUCCGAAUUGUACUUCUCUCUCAAACCAAAACAAAAAACAAAAAAAUCGAGGACGAAAAUGUUAAUCAAAAGACAAUUUGAUUCUUGAGAAAGAGAAAUCGCUAAAUUUGUUUGAUCUAAUCGUUUACUUUCUAUGGUUCUGAUCUAUCAAUGUACCGAUUGAAUUUGGCGCAUCAUACUCACGUGCUAUGUUUGACCACUCUUUGAUGAGUUCAUCUUCCUUGUUAAUUACCUGUCAAA